UCCCCUUCGCCUUGUGCGGGGGGGAGGGAGUUUGUCUCAGCCACCCUGGACAUGAGGCCCUAGAAGAGCUCUUUACUUGGGCUCCUUCCACUUAGGCCUGGGGAGGGUUCACCCGGGAGCGGGCGUGGCAGUUCUCCAGCGGGUUCCUUCAGGUCCCGCUGUGCAGGGCAUUAGGUAGACAAGUCUCCAGGCUUUGCAGAAUACCAGCGGGGCUCUGUGGCCUGUGGGCCCGAUCGCAGCCUUCUCCAGCGUCCCGUUCUGGCAUCUGCAUCACAACAGGGCUUUGGCCCUUUGGUUUGUUGCAGGCCCGGGAGGGCCGUGGGGUGGGGCAUUUUGCAAGUUUUUCUACAGCUUUCUUUGCUCUCCUGAUCUUUGGAAGGGGUUUCUGGCUGCUUUGGGGGGCCUUGUUGUGAGGGGUUGUUGCUGGGCUUUCGAAUUGGCUUCUGGGGUUUUUUCCUUGCGCUUUGGUAUUCCCUGGGGGUGGCUAAAGUUUUUUCCCUUCAUGCAAACCUCUCCCACAUCCAUAGGGUUGCUCUGUAGAGCAAGAAUUGGGGGUUGGCUUCUCCUUCUAAUAUUGGUUGAGGGCUUGUGGGUGUUUUCACGAUGCCCAGGAAAGCUAAGGAGAAAAAGGGUGGGAAGCCUGUUAGGGAGCCCAAAGCUCCCCCCCUUCUUCCUCGGAUGAGGAUGAUGAAGAAAUGGCCCUUAUUAGGGGCUUGAUUGGUAGGAUGGAGGCCUUGGAGAAGUCUCGAAGCGCUCCUUCUGAUAAGGGUGCUGGUCCUUCUGGCGGGGUGGUGGUGUCCCUCCUCCCAAGGUGCCUCGCAGGACCAGGGGGCCUGCCCGGAAUCAGCUUUUAAAAUCACUCUCUAGUAGGUUGGAGGCGUUGGAAAAGGGGGGGGGGCCCAGCCGGCCCGGCUCCUCCCUAAGGUCCGCAAGAUCCAUCCAUGCCUGAUGACCUGGUUCCUGGAAGGCCUGCUCCUGUGGCUCCAUUGCUGUCGCCUGAGGACCCGGCUCCUGUGCUGCCUGCUCUGUCGCUUCCACUGCCUGCUGCUCUGGUUGAACCUCCACCUGUGGACCCUCGAGUACCGGUGGCCCCGGAUUUGGUUGCCGCAGUGCUGCAGCAACUUGAGGCCUGCUGUGCUAACCAGUGGGAGGUAACUCUUUUUCGGGCGGCUGUUUUAGUCGCCUUUUUCGGCGCCUUUCGUCCAGGUGAGUUGCUACUAUGGAACAGGGGCUCCCCGAGGGACCGUUGUUUGCAAUUUUCUGAUUUGUCACUCAGUGACGGGGUGGCACAGCUUUUUCUACGCCGUUCUAAGACGGAUCAACACGGUAAAGGGCAGUUGGUGUGCCUGGCAGCUGCCUCUGACCCUGGUAUUUGCCCGGUGAUCGCCUUGCAGCACUACGUGGCCCUCGGGCCUGCCUCAGCGGGGUGCCUGUUUGUCCACGCGGAUCAGGCACCUCUUACCCAAUACCAGUUCCUGGCAGUGGUAAGAAGGGCAUUGGUUGCAGCUGGGGUGCCGCCUGAAGGGCUCACAUUACACUCCUUCAGGAUUUGGGCAGCUACUACAGCUUCCCGGUUGGGCCUACAAGAGGCUGUGGUACGGCGGAUCGGCCAGUGGAAGUCCGUGGCGGUCAGGCGUUAUGUGCACUGACAGUGGACUAUAUUAUCUGGAUUGAUCGAAUUUUCUUUUUGGCAGGUGCUGGUGGGGCAGCGGCUCCUGUACGGGUCCUGAUCUGUGGCCAUUCGUUGGUCUUUUGGGCCUUCAAGCGGACCAGCACCUCCCACUGGGGUUCACAGCUGGGGUUUGGACGAAGAGCCCUGGUGUAUUGGUUGGGCAUGCGGGGCCCAAUGUGGAGUCAGCUGCUCCCGGCCAUUAAGGAUCACUUAGCUAGAUUCCCUGUGCCCACCGUUCUUGUCCUUCACUUGGGUGAGAAUGACUUAGGCAGGCGGACUGGCCUGUCCAUGGUGCAGCAAGCCGCCUCCGAUUUGACCGUACUGCGCAGGUAGAUACCCGGGGUUUGUAUCCUCUGGAUCAAUUGGCUUCAGCGCAGGGUUUGGCGCACUGCGUUUAACGGGUUUAAGUUAGAAAAGGCCCAGCGCAAGGUUUCGGCCGCCAUAGGUAAGUUAGUUUGGGCGGCUGGGGGGGACAUCAUUAGGCAACCUGAUUUAGCAGCUCGCUUCCACGAGCUAUAUCGCCUGGAUGGUGUUCACCUUUCCGAGGCUGGGUGCGAUUUGUAUUUAGCAAUAUUCGGAAUGGGCUUGCUGCACUGUUGGAUGGCAUGGGGCAGGGAGGCCAAGCAAGGGCUGACCUCCCUGGGUGGCAGUAACAGUGCGGGCUAAGGGGUAAGUGGUUGGUUAGAGUAUGGUGAGCACCCUUGGAUAUUGUAAGGUGGAAUGGUCAAUCGCUCCUUUGUAGCCUGUGCGGCACGGGGAGAAAUUGAUUGCCAGGAAACCUGCUUAAGGAUUUCAUCAACCUUUGGGCUGUGCGGUCCGGGGUGGGUGAAGACCUUGAGCUGUCCAGAUCCCCUCUUCUCUGGAGGGCGGUUGGCUUUGAAGGAGACAGGUGGGGUAUACCCGCUUGUUUCCUGAGCCAGGGUGUGUCACCCAUGUCAGGUGAUGAAUAGGAUGGUAGCAUCCUAGCUCACGCCUAGGGGCCCGCACUGUUCUAUGUUGGUGAUUAAUCACCUGGUUUACAGUCCGCCUAUGCCUAUUUGUUUAUUAAUAAACGUGGCCCGUUUCAUCCA
Messenger RNA from Hemicordylus capensis (graceful crag lizard), 2742 nucleotides. RefSeq lists its product as uncharacterized. Gene Ontology annotation, molecular function: DNA binding. Gene Ontology annotation, biological process: DNA recombination; DNA integration. The coding region runs from base 942 to 1649 and encodes 235 amino acids. NCBI's taxonomy places the organism in Eukaryota, Metazoa, Chordata, Lepidosauria, Squamata, Cordylidae. The transcript is spliced from 3 exons. The record is from RefSeq and is a predicted model, not a curated record.